Messenger RNA from Nilaparvata lugens (brown planthopper), 2654 nucleotides. RefSeq lists its product as uncharacterized. The record is from RefSeq and is a predicted model, not a curated record. Bases 301 to 2571 code for a protein of 756 amino acids. Lineage: Eukaryota; Metazoa; Arthropoda; Insecta; Hemiptera; Delphacidae. The transcript has 8 exons.
AAUGCCUACUGCCUACACAAUAUCAAAACUAAAAUUCUUCUACCCAACGUUGGCGUUUGUAGAAAAUGGCGUGUUGUAAUUGUCUUGAUUACGGAUAAUUUAUUUUUCUUAAUAACAUUUACAGUGUUCAAACUCUUUCAAGAAAUUUCUUUCAACUCUUCAAGAACAUCUACUUGUUCAACUUUCACUUAGUUUCAAAAUCAUAAACUGUCAUCUUCAUAAUUUUCCCAUUCGCCGAAGUUUCAUUGCACGACAAACAACACGGUUGGGUGUGAUAAAAUGUGAACACUUCACACAUUUAUGUAUUUAUCUCAAAUUUAUGUAUUGCAUUGUACAAUGAAUGCAGGCGAUGAUAAGGAGAACGUAGAAGAAGAAGAAGAAGCUAGCGGCAGUUCAUCGACAGACAUGUGUGGCGAUAAAACAGAGAACGAUUGCUGUGCAGCAAGACCUGUUCACACCAACAGUGCAGCAGUUUGCAAUGGUGAGGCAAGACCGAUUCACACCAACAGUGCAAUCUGCAACGGCGAUAUAAAGGAGAACGAGUGUUGUGCAGCGAGACCGGCUCACACCAACAGUACAGUUUGCAAUGGCGAGGCAAGACCGAUUCACACCAACAGUGCAAUCUGUAAUGGCGAUAGAAAGGAGAACGAGUGCUGCUGCAUGGGAAGACCGGUUCACACCAACAAUGGCGAGGCAAGACCGAUUCACACCAACAGUGCAAUCUGUAAUGGCGAUAGAAAGGAGAACGAGUGCUGCAUGGGAAGACCGGUUCACACCAAUAGUGCAGUGUGCAAUGGCGCCCGACCCAAGACAUCUAACAUAUCAUCGAGCAACUAUUCCCUCAAACUGAACAAUAACGAUAGUGAAAAACUUCAUAACGGUAACGAUUUGGAUGUGUAUGUGAGGAACAAUGUGGACUGUUGUGUGACCGUCGAUAAGUGUCCGUCGAAAGUGAGGAGUCAUGACAUGAGACAGUACAGGGGGCAAGACGACGAAGACAGCUUAAGCGAGAAUGAGGAGGGCGAUGAGUAUUGCAUCUACACGUACAAGGGCGACGAGAAUCAAAUGGCCGAUCUGCCAAGUUCGUUUUUCAGACUGGGGGUGGCUCAGCCCCCAGGGGCCGGCAGGGAGAGUCGCAGCAGUUCCCCCGACAUGGACUACCUGGAGAUGGACUUUGACCCCGGCCCCUCCAACGACCGCGGUGACUCGUCCGAAGACAGCGACUGUUGUGACAUGCAGCAUGACGAGAGGCUGGACAGUGUCUCUAAUGAGGUCUCGCCCAGGGUCGAUCGCUCCCCUGCAGAACCUGUGGAUCACCACAUAGAGGACGUAGAUGAAGAAGAGGACAUGGGUGCAGUUGGAGAGAAUUCCCACUCGCCAACCAUCAACGUCGACACCAAAAACGACCUGAAUGGCAGUGGACCCCCAGUGCCAGCUACCCCUUCCCCUCCUCCACCCGUGUCAGCAGCAGCAGCUGUACACCCGCCAACAGUGGUUGAAGGAGUAGAGGGGGAACAUGACUCACCUCCAGUCGAGAGCAGCACGUGGUCUGGCGUCGUUGACUACUUGAACUCGCAGUCAGAUAGCGCCACCGACGCCGAGAAAUACAACCUCCGGUCGGCGCUCUACCAUUGCAUCAUGGCCAAACGACUCGUUCUCGACAAGCAGGAGUCGUUCACCGACUGUGAUCAGUCCAAUAUGCACCUGAAAGAGAAUACAGAAGCUAGCAGUCCGGAUGCCAAUCGACCUGUAGAAAAAAUAAUGAUUUGGUCAGAAAAGGAAGCCAGUGCCAAGCAAGUAACACAGAUAGGAACAUCUCUGUGUGGAGUGACAGCAAUUGUCAAUGUUUUGGUUGCACUGAACAUGCCGUUCUCGCUGGACAAACUGAAGGAGGCGGUUGGCACACGGUUCCGCCGGGAGGACGCCCCGGUUCCCGAGUACCUGCUGUCGCGGUGUAUGGCGGGCGUCACCCAUCACGACAUCAUCAAAGCUGUCGACGCCAUCUCGCAAGGCUCGCUCUACGCACGAUUCUUCUGCAUGUACCCGCCAAGAAGCUUCUCGCUGUUACGGUGGCUGGCGUCUUGGAUGAAAAAAGGUGCAAUAGCGCUGGCGACACUGAACCCGCAGCGAGUAGGUUCGACAGGUGGCGGGGGGGAGGGGCUGGCCGACUGCUGGCACCACCAGAUGGUGUUUGGUGUGGGGCCACGCGGCGUCUACCUCACCAACCCACUCGAGUGUGUGGACGAGGCUAGUAUGCUUAUGCAGCUGAGCAGUGAGUCUGUGCUGCGCGUGCGCCGUGCUGAUGUCAUCAAUCGGUGGACGCCCGCCACCGAUCUCACCCCGCUCACCCGUCAGCCGCACCGCGCUUGGAACAGCAUGAACGUUCUAGGCCAAGUUGUGAACAUCAUCCGGGAGGAGAAAUGGAAUAGACAGGGCCUGAAUCGAACACUGACGUCACACAUCUCGAUCCCUGCGUCAUACAGCUCAGGCAUCACUCUCAUCAUGUCCAGGCAAAACCCCGCCUUCGAGCAGCUUGUCAAUGCGCCCCAACUCCCGCUCGCACCAACAUAACACAUAAGCGAUCGAGCUUGAGAGAUGAACCGUGUGAUGUGGCCUUGAUUUGUAUAUAAAUGAUGCCAAAUUGAAUGGAUUUU